GGAGGAGUCGUCAUUCCUGCUCUCGGAGCAAAGCAGGCAUCUUGUGUUCUGUCGCCUCCCCUUCGUCUUCUCCGUUUAGUCUCUCGCAGAGAGAUCUCCUUGCCGUGUGUCUCGCUCUCUCGUUCUCGCCAUGGAUGAGGAGUACGACGUGAUCGUCCUCGGGACCGGGCUCAAGGAGUGCAUCCUCAGCGGCCUCCUCUCCGUCGAUGGCCUCAAGGUUCUACACAUGGAUAGAAAUGAUUACUAUGGAGGAGAGUCAACCUCACUCAAUCUUGUCCAGCUCUGGAAAAGGUUCAGAGGUAGUGAUAAGCCUCCAGCACAUCUGGGAGCUAGUAGAGAUUACAAUGUUGAUAUGAUUCCAAAGUUUAUGAUGGCCAAUGGUAUUUUGGUUCGCACACUUAUACAUACUGAUGUCACGAAAUAUCUAUCUUUCAAAGCUGUGGAUGGUAGCUACGUCUUCAAUAAAGGAAAGAUCCACAAGGUUCCUGCCACUGACAUGGAGGCAUUGAGAUCUCCUUUAAUGGGCUUGUUUGAGAAGCGUCGAGCUCGAAAAUUCUUCAUCUAUGUGCAAGAUUAUGAUGAAAAUGACCCUAAGACGCAUGAAGGUUUGGACCUUACAAGAGUGACAACAAAAGAACUUAUCUCAAAAUAUGGUUUGGAUGACAACACAAUUGAUUUCAUUGGACACGCCUUGGCCCUUCAUAGAGAUGAUCGAUAUCUGUAUGAACCUGCACUUGAUACUGUGAAAAGGAUGAAGCUCUAUUCAGAAUCCUUAGCUCGUUUUCAAGGAGGCUCACCGUACAUAUAUCCUUUAUAUGGACUGGGAGAGUUACCGCAGGCUUUUGCUCGCCUUAGUGCUGUUUAUGGUGGGACAUACAUGUUGAACAAGCCAGAAUGCAAGGUUGAAUUUGAUAUGGAAGGAAAAGCUUGUGGUGUGACAUCAGAAGGGGAAACAGCUCGAUGCAAGAAAGUUGUAUGUGAUCCUUCCUACUUACCAAACAAGGUUAGGAAGGUGGGAAAGGUUGCAAGGGCAAUCGCCAUUAUGAGCCAUCCGAUCCCAAAUACAGAUGAGUCUCAUUCAGUGCAGGUUAUAUUGCCACAGAAGCAACUUGGACGCAAGUCUGACAUGUAUCUAUUCUGUUGUUCUUACUCUCAUAAUGUUGCCCCCAAAGGGAAGUUUAUUGCCUUUGUCUCCACAGAAGCUGAGACUGAUAGGCCAGACGUGGAGCUGAAGCCCGGGAUUGACCUACUUGGACCAGUAGAUGAGUUAUUUUUUGAGACUUAUGAUCGAUAUGAACCUGUCAAUGAACCUUCACUGGAUCAUUGCUUCAUCUCAGCCAGUUAUGAUGCAACAACCCACUUUGAAUCAACUGUCACCGACGUCCUUUCAAUGUAUACGAUGAUCACUGGAAAGACUGUUGAUCUCAGCGUGGAUCUGAGUGCUGCUAGUGCUGCUGAGGAAUGAGGGCCGCAACUUGUGCAUGAUAAUUUUUCUUGAUCGAGCUCUCACUAUGUUAUUUCACAAGACAAUUUGACGACCUGUGGCACUCAAAAAAAGAAAAAACAAGCGAAGCUGGGUUGGUUGUUUCAUUUUAUCAUGGGGACUUACAAAUGCUUUUCUAAAUAGUGAUAUAUUGAAUCAUUUGAAGUACUUAACAAUGGACCUUUGCUAUCAUCUCAUAUUGAUUCA
Musa acuminata subsp. malaccensis (wild Malaysian banana) is the source of this 1690-nucleotide messenger RNA. The record is from RefSeq and is a predicted model, not a curated record. Lineage: Eukaryota; Viridiplantae; Streptophyta; Magnoliopsida; Zingiberales; Musaceae.